Leptopilina heterotoma is the source of this 6361-nucleotide messenger RNA. RefSeq names its product neurexin-4 (gene Nrx-IV). The transcript has 11 exons. The coding region runs from base 176 to 3988 and encodes 1270 amino acids. Lineage: Eukaryota; Metazoa; Arthropoda; Insecta; Hymenoptera; Figitidae. The record is from RefSeq and is a predicted model, not a curated record.
GUGGUUCGUGGCGACCGGGUCCAGAUGGCAGUAAAUCUGCAGGGAGUGACCCGAUUGUUUUCAUAGCUGGUUGAGUCACAGUUAUUUAAUGUCUCCCGUGAAUCACAAUUCAUCAAUUUGACAGUGUUAAACAUCGAAAAAUUUGUUAUUAUUGACUUGAGAAAAAAACGAUGUUAUGAUGAAAGUUCAAAAAUAUUUUGUACUUCUCUUUCUAGUGGUUAUAAGUCCGAUUAUUCGAUCUUACGAAGAAUGCAACUUCCCUUUGCUUGAAAAUGCUCACUUAUCAGCCACCACAUCAUUAUCUGAACGUGGACCGAACAAUGCUAGACUCAAUGGGGACUCUGCGUGGUCACCGGAAGUUAGCAGUUUUUAUCAGCACAUUACAAUGGAUCUUGGAGGUCGUUUUGAAAUUCGCAGCAUAUCAACUCGAGGUCGUGCACAUACUAACGAAUAUGUCACUGAAUACAUUGUCCAGUAUUCUGACGAUGGUCAAGCUUGGAUCAGUUAUGAAAGUCAGGACGGCGUUGAUGAGAUGUUUAAAGGUAAUGUCAACGGAGAUACAAUUAGAUUGAAUAAAUUUGAAGUUCCAAUAAUCGCACAAUGGAUUAGAAUAAAUCCUACAAGGUGGAGAGACAGAAUCUCACUUCGAGUCGAACUCUAUGGAUGUGAAUAUGUUUCUGAUGUUUUAUCCUUUAAUGGUACUUCUCUAUUACGGUUGGAUUUAAUGAGAGAACCAAUUGAAACCGACCGACACUCCAUCCGCUUUCGAUUUAAAACUAACAGCGCCGAUGGUGUGAUGGUUUACUCUCGAGGCACACAGGGAGAUUUUAUAGCAUUGCAAUUGCGGGACAAUAGAAUGUUGCUCAAUAUUGAUCUGGGCUCAGGAAUAAUGACAAGUUUGUCAGUUGGAAGCCUUUUGGAUGAUAACAUGUGGCACGACGUUAUAGUUGCUAGGAAUCGAAGAAACAUUGCUUUCUCAGUAGACAGAGUUAUAAUAAAGGGUAAAAUAAAAGGAGAAUUUCACAGACUGGACUUGAAUCGAGUAUUUUACAUCGGAGGCGUUCCCAAUGUGCAAGAAGGCAUAGUUGUAACACAAAAUUUCACUGGCUGCGUAGAAAACUUUUACUUCAAUACGACGAAUGUAAUUAGCGACGUUAAGAAGGCAGAAGAAUACGGAGACUACAUGCGGUAUCAGAGAAUAAAUUCUCUUUACAGUUGUCCAGAACCACCAAUAGUCCCAAUCACUUUCUUAACUGCUAAUUCUUACGCCAAGUUGAAGGGAUAUGAAGGUGCUGUGUCUCUUAAUGUUUCCCUUUCGUUCAGAACGUACGACGACGAAGGAGUCAUUUUGUAUCAUAAAUUCACUUCUCCUGGAUUUGUUAAGAUGUACAUUGAAGAAGGCAAAUUGAAGAUAGACAUUCAAACUCUCGAAUAUCCGAAAGCAAUUUUGGACAAUUUUGAUGAAUCUUUUAACGAUGGUAAAUGGCAUCAAAUAGUAUUGACUAUUGCUAAAAAUUCCGUCAUUUUGACUGUCGAUGGCCGAACAAUGAGAACGACGCGUCUUCUGGAAAUAUCAACUGGCUCUAUUUACUACGUCGGCGGUUUGGAGAGUAAAAUUCCAAACAUGAUAAAUCAUCGGGGUUUCGUCGGUUGUAUGCGAGUUAUAAGCAUAGAUGGAAAUUAUAAAUUGCCGACUGACUGGAAAGACGAGGAAUACUGCUGCAAGAAUGAUAUCGUCAUUGACGGCUGCCAAAUGGUGGACCGUUGUAAUCCCAAUCCUUGCAAGCAUUCUGGAAUCUGUCAACAAACUUCUAAUGAAUUUUUCUGUGAUUGUGAAAACACUGGUUACUCGGGUGCUGUUUGCCACACGUCAAUGAAUCCAUUGUCCUGUGAAGCACACAGAAAUACAAAUUCUGUUAAUCAGCGGGCAGAAAUUAAAAUCGAUGUUGAUGGAAGCGGACCUCUGCGUCCUUUCCCAGUCACUUGUGAAUUUUAUGCAGAUGGACGUACUCUCACUGUCUUACAUCAUGGAAUCGAACAACCUACUCCAGUAGAUGCUUAUGAAGAAGCUGGUUCUUUUAUUCAAGAUGUUAAUUACGACGCGGAUCUUGAUCAGAUUGAGGCAUUGUUAAAUGUAUCCUCAACCUGCAGACAGAGAAUUAAUUAUGCUUGCAAACAUUCACGACUGUUCAACACCCCAAUACCGCAAAAUGAACCGUUCAGACCCAACUCUUGGUGGGUAAGCAGACGGAAUCAAAAAAUGGACUACUGGGGCGGUGCUCUUCCAGGAUCUCGAAAGUGCGAAUGUGGAGUCUAUGGAACUUGUGCAGAUCCCAACAAAUGGUGUAACUGUGAUGCCGGCUUUGAGGGUUGGCUGGAGGACGGUGGUGACAUUACAGAAAAAGAGCAUUUGCCUGUGAAGCAAUUACGAUUCGGCGAUACAGGCACAGCUCUUGAUGAAAAAGAAGGACGUUACACCUUGGGACCACUAAUCUGCGAGGGUGAUGACUUGUUUAUAAACGUGGUAACUUUCCGCAUUACCGACUCAACAAUUAAUUUACCGACAUUCGACAUGAGCCACAGUGGAGACAUUUACUUUGAAUUCAAAACAACGAUCGAGAACGCAGUAAUGAUGUUCAGCAAGGGACCCUCGGAUUACAUAAAAAUAUCGAUCAAUGGAGGGAAUCAAAUUCUGUUCCAGUAUCAAGCUGGAGGAGGUCCUCUGACUGUCUCUGUCCAAACAUCCUACAGACUGGCUGACGAUCGUUGGCACACGGUUUCCGUUGAACGCAAUCGCAAGGAAGCGAGAAUAGUUCUUGACGGCGCAUUGAAAAGUGAAGUGAGGGAACCCGAGGGUCCAGUUCGGGCUCUUCACCUAACUUCUGAUUUGAUUAUUGGUGCCAACGAAGAUUACAGAGAUGGUUUUGUGGGUUGUAUUCGGGCAUUGCUGUUGAAUGGACAACUUCAGGAUUUGAGAAGUCACGCGAAACGAGGAUUGUAUGGAGUGAGCGAGGGCUGCGUUGGAAGGUGUGAGAGCAAUCCUUGCUUGAACAACGGAACUUGUCACGAGAGAUACGACAGAUACACUUGUGAUUGUCGUUGGACCGCUUUCAAGGGACCAAUUUGUGCUGAUGAAAUUGGCGUCAACCUGCGACAAAAUCAAUUGAUAAAAUACGAUUUCAUGGGCAGCUGGCGGUCAACAAUAUCCGAAAAAAUUAGAAUAGGCUUCACUACAACAAACGCCAAAGGAUUCCUUUUAGGACUGUUCUCGAACAUUUCUGGAGAGUACAUGACAAUCAUGGUGUCGAACAGUGGACAUCUCAGGGUAGUAUUUGACUUUGGCUUCGAAAGGCGAGAGGUGAUAUAUCCCUCGAAGCGUUUCGAUCUAGGGCAAUACCACGAUGUUCGAAUUGGAAGGAAAAAUUCAGGAGCCACUCUAGUAAUUCAAGUCGACAGUCAUAAGACAACCGAAUUCGAUUUCCCCAUUAAGCAAUCAGCUGACGCUCAGUUCAAUAACAUUCAAUACAUGUACAUCGGAAGAAACGAAUCAAUGACUGAAGGUUUCGUUGGCUGUAUCUCAAGAGUAGAAUUCGAUGACAUUUAUCCCCUGAAAUUACUGUUCCAAGAGAAUGGUCCAGCGAACGUGAGAUCGGUUCCUAGCGCACUUCCCGAAGACUUUUGUGGAGUGGAACCAAUAACCCAUCCUCCGGAUAUCAUUGAAACUCGUCCUCCUCCGAAUGUCGAUGAAGACAAAGUGAGAGCCGCGUACAACGAAACUGACACUGCUGUUUUAGGUAGUGUUCUGGCUCUGCUCUUCAUCCUCCUGGCCAUAAUGGGAGCGCUGAUCGCGAGAUACAUGUCGCAACACAAGGGUGAGUACCUCACCCAGGAAGACAAGGGCGCGGAGAUUGCUUUAGAUCCUGAUUCUGCAGUUGUUCAUUCAACGACUGGUCACCAAGUGCAAAAGAAGAAAGAGUGGUUCAUUUAAAUUAAAUGAAACCAAUGUAAAAAUGCUGGUCCGUGGAUAAAUUAAAUUUUGUAAAGAUUUUUAUACAAAUACUUUAAGGUAAUUCAUCUUCAUCGUCGACUGGCAUGUGGCAUACUUUUUAUAACUUGUAACUUAAGUUCAAUUUCAUCGAUCUGAAUAUUUUUUUUAAAGAUACUUCGAAGUGUUUCACAAGUUUCGAUAAAUACAUUUAAGACUUAUGUUGUGAUUUUCCCGAAAAACUUGGUUUAUAGAAUAAUUCUUAGAAUUUCAAAAUAGGAAAAGCAUUCCUAGUGAGUAAUUAAAUACACUUUAAAUAUUAAUUAUAUCUCUUUGUAUAGUAACGUAUAUUUAAUAUAUGUUAACUUUAUAAUUGAAAAUUAGUUCCCUUACAAACUGUAAAACAGUACGAUUUAUUUUAUGAAAAUAUUCGACUAUUUAAAUUGAACUUUAAUUAGUCAUUCUUUAAAAUCAAAUUCAGUCUUUCGGGAGAAUCACCAGCAUUUUUUUGUUUCAAAUUUUAUGUCAGAUGAGGAUUGGUUUGCUAGUUAUUAGAUUAGAAUUUUUUUAUUGUACAUUUAUGAAGUAAUUCAAAAUGAUCACACUUAAUUAGGAAACAAAUUUAAUUUGUGACUUAUUCCCAAAAAUUAUUUAGGUGAUCUUUUUGUAUCAAAUGGAAGUUUACAUGUUUUUUUAUAUUUUGUUUUUAAUUACUGAUAUUAGUAGACAAUGGAAAAAGAGUAAAUAUUCAUUUUUCCAAACUUUCCAAUGAGAAUUAAAAUUUUGACAAUUUCAGUAAUAUUAACAUUGAUUUCAUAUUAUAACUAAAGUCUGCUCUCAUUGUACUUUUUUGUGUAUAAACUGUAAAAUGUACAAUGCAUAUUAUAUAGUUCAAUUUAUUUUAAUAAUGGUAAUACUUUACGAAAGAAUCGUAUUUUUAAAACAAUCGACCAACAUUUUUCUCUGAAAUUGUGGUAUUCUUUACGGGUUUUGAAGUUUUUUUUUUGUACCAAUUAUUCAAAAGAAGAAAAAAACGAAUAAUUUUUUUCUGAAAAAUGUGGAAAGUUUAGAAUUAAAAAAUUAUUUACUUUUGAUAAUAAUUAUGUUAGUUAUGACAAAGUGAAAAAAUACUGCCAGCGUCCAUAAAUCACAAGAUCAUAUUUAUUAAAGAUUUUUAACGACUAAACACUAAACAGUUUUAUAUUUAAAAAUAAUUAUCUCGAAAAUAAAAUAUGGUGAUAAUUUUGAUACUUCAAUACAUAAGAAAGUGAAAGUUUUUUAAAACUAUUUUUAUAUCAUAGCAAAUUUGAAUAAUACAUUGAAUUGAAUUGUGAUUUAUAGACGUACUUCAUAUUAUCUAACAACAAUUUACUUUUAAAAUUUUAAAAGUAAUUAAAAGUAACGAAGACUUAAUCGAAGGUUUAGACGAUGAUAAAGUUACUUUUCUGAAAAGUUUAAACAAAAAUUAAAUGUUUGUUCUUUAUAACCAACUAGUAGUCGUUUCUGAUAUAAUUAAUCGAAAUUUGUCUAUUUAAUUUUAUUUUCUUUAAAAAGCUGAUAUUGAUUUGUACUUUUAAAGAAUGUUAGUAUUUUAAUGCAUAAGUCUUUAUAUUUUAAAAAAUUAUUUAUGAUCAUAAAAUCAUAAACUAAUUUUUUUAAGUACUAGAAAUUAAAAAAUGUCACUUUUUGUACUCUUACAUUUUUUUAGCACAUUUCACUAUCAGCGUAAACCAGUAUUUGUUGUAAUUUUUACCGUCCAAACUGUAUUUUACUUUAUUUUAUAAUUAUCGGUUAAUUUUUGUUAAUAAAAUUUUAAGGAAGACGUAUUUUCAAUUGUAAAGAAACGAAAAGCUUCAUAUUUUAACAUCUAAUUUUCCAUUCUAAUAUAAUUUUAUUUAUAUCUUAUUUUUUAAAGUUUUGACUAAAAACUGUGAACAGCUAAAUUCUUAUUAACAUUCUUUCUAGGAUCAAAUUUUAAUACCUAUUUCAAUUUUAAUUUAUUAUAAUCGUCUUCUUUAGAAAUUGUUUUUUAUUUUCUGUUUAUUAAUUUGCAGAAUUUUAGUUUUUAGAGUUAUUUUUUUGAAUAACGACGAAAAAUUAAAGAAUGCCUCUAGUAACGAGAAAGUGAUUGAUAGGUUUAAUGAAAUUUUGUACAUCUGUGUGUCGGAAUUUUUCCUCAUUGGCUCAGAUAUAAAUAAAUGAGCCAAUUUGGACAAACCUAGUGAUUUUUUUUACAAACUAGUAGAAGCCUGCCACACAGGUUUACUAUAUACUCGUAUACAUAUAAUAAAUUAUAAAUAAGAUUUCUAUAAUUUUAGUUUUGAGAAUUUUGUUGUAUUAAAACUUUAAUAAAUAAACAUGUACAAAAAUUUUUAA